CUGUUCAGAAGUAUUGUGACAGCCGCGAGAAGAUGAACUUCGUCGGAGAUGUUUACUAUAAACUCAAUCGACGUCUGUUGCUAUUAGUUGGCUUAUGGCCAUAUGAACAUUCAAUUUACAAAUAUUGUCAAAUGAUAUUUUGUAACAUUAUUGUAAUAUUCACGUCAAUCUGUCAGAUUACGAAAUUAAUAAGUGAAAUUAAAAAAAGUGCGAUAUCACAAAAUAUUGAAAUCAUGCUAAAAUUUCUCUCUCCUAUUGUAGUUUUCUUAAUCUAUCUUAUUAAAUAUGAAACAUUCUGUAUUGUCGCUAAAAAGAUAAAAUAUCUUAUGGAUCACGUAGAAGAAGAUUGGAAUAUGCUUAAAGAUAAAAGAGAAUUAGAGAUUUUAGAAAGAUACACUUACAUUGGAAGUAUGUGCACUAUGGGUUUGACAAGUACUGAAACAUUGUAUGUAACUUAUGUACAACAUGCUUGCGGAAUGUUUGAAGUUGCCAGUUAUCGAAUGGCUCAAGCAUUCAAUGCCAAGCUUUUACAAGAUUACACAUGUGAAAAGCAAGCAAUCAUCAUUUGCAAAAGGAUAAUCGAGGCUAUACGUAUUCACAAAAGAGCUCUUGAGUUUUCCGAAUUCCUGUGGUCUACUCUGGCGAUAUCAUAUAGCAUUCUUCUUAUAAUUGGUAUUACAUCUCUAAUUAUUAAUCUUUUCUGCCUUUUUCAAGCAAUUUUAUUUAUAAAGGCAAUUGAUCAAAUCAUAACAUUAAGUCUGUUUACUGUGGGUCACAUUAUUUAUUUAUUCUUGGGUAACUAUGUUGGCCAAAUUUUAAUAGAUCAUAGUGCCGGUAUUUUUCAAAACAUAUAUUGUACACAGUGGCAAGGCACACCUUUGCAAGCACAACAAUUAUUGCGAAUUAUAAUGCAAAGAAGUAUGAAAAGUUGCAAGAUGGAUGUGGGUGGAAUGUUUACUCCAUCAUUGGAAGGCUUUGCAGCGCUUAUGAGCACCACUCUAUCGUACUUUACAGUACUCUGGUCGGUACACAAAUAAUGCUAUUAAAAAGAAAAAAUUAUAUAACAUAAAUCGUAGUCAACUUUGAAUUAAUAGAAAAAAAUAUAAUAAAAUAUUGGUAAAAUAUUUUUAUCUGAAUUUGUUAAAAAUUAUAAAAACCUCACUAAUAAUAAACAGAUAAAUAUAUCAAUAAAUAAUUUUACACUAUUUAUCUUUAUUUUUCUUCCUUAUUUUUAUUAUCUUAUUAUUAACUUAUUAAGAUUGGCAAGGAUUGUUAACUAAUGGUAAAAAUAAUGCAAUUACCAUGUUAUUAACUUAAUAAUAUCCUUUUAACGCUUCUGUAUCAAUAUAUGUUUCAAUAAUUUUAAUAUUCUUAAAAUUACAUGCCGAUUUAUAUAAUAAAUGUAUUAUUUUGACAAAAAAGUAAAACUUUUAGACGAUGUCUUUUAGAAGAUAUUGUUUAAUUAUUGUAAAGUGUUUUAACAUUAAUUAUUGGAAACAUUAAUCUGUUCUUAAUUUAUUAAUACCUUAAUACGUAUGGAUUUUAUUUUUCCGUAAAAAUUUCCGCAAAUAAUUCAAUAAAGUUGAGAAUAAUACUUUAUUUAAUACUAUAGUAUACUGUUGAAAAAAUUGAAUAAGUAUAUUGUAUAUAAUAUAGUAAAGUAUGAAACGAACUGUUUGAUUGUCCGAAUGAAAAUGUCAGAAUUCUAUAGAAUAAAAUUUUCAAUCGCGUCGAGAAGAAAAUAUCAAGAAAAUUAGAGACUUACAAUUAGAGGUAUAGAACACUAAUAGAGGCAUAUUAUCUUCUAUAGCAAAAAAUGCUGUAAAUAUUCGCCAGUCAUCCAAGUUUCUUUCUUUUUUUUUCUCUGCAGUAAAUGCAUUAAUAAAUUAUAAAUAAUCAUGUUACACACGCGUACCCAAAUUAUUUGAAAUUAUAAUUGCAAAUUUGCAGUAGGAAAAUUGAAGAAAAGGAAACUGCGAACACCGUAAUAUUAGAAUACGUUAUCUCUUUUCACGUUUGUUUUCCCAUUUUCCCUCAGAACAGUUUUGGCCGUUAUCGAAAAUGGAUUUCAGUGGAAGCAAAUACUAUGAGUUCAAUCGCAUACUUUUGUUAUCAAUUGGUUUGUGGCCGUAUGAUGAAUCAAUAUUUAAACGAAUUAAAAUAUUGAUGUCAUCUAGUUUUGUAGUCUCAGGUGCUGCCGUGAUGGUACUAUCAGGAUCUAAUAUAAAUCAAAUAAAUGUUUUGAAAAGCUUUGUCGAUUUGCCUAUUUUUUUACAAAAUUUUUUAUAAUUGUAGUUAAGUUUUUUAUUUAGUUAUAUAUUUUCUCGAGAAAUUUGGACCUUUUAUCAAUGUAUGCCAGCACAAUAGUUCCUUAUUCUUAUACUUAACACAUAGAUUUUAUUCAAUCAUUGUCUUAUGCUUAUUACAAGUAGUAUCAAAUUAUAGAUUGCGAAGAUAAUUACUUCAGAAUAUGACAUGAUACUUACGCUAAGAAUAUUAUCACUAGUUAUACCUUACUGCAUUACUAUUUGUAAAUGUAUCACUUUUUUACUUCUUCCUACGAGUGUAAGUAUACACAAUAAUUUUUUAAUAAUUUCCUUAAGUAUCCGCGAAAAUACCUUGGCCAGUAAAUUUAUAGAAUACAUCACAACAUUAUUAAUUAACACAAUACUCACAAAAUACUCUUAUAAUUUAUUUGUUGUUAUGAGUAAACAAGAUCAUUGCACAGAAAUAUGUCGAUUUUUAUACUCUGUCGAAUAAUGAUUAUAGAUAAAAACACUUAUGGAAUGGAUCCAAAAUGAUUGGAAUACUUUGGAAGAUGUGAAUGAGCUCGAAA
Solenopsis invicta (red fire ant) is the source of this 2836-nucleotide messenger RNA. RefSeq lists its product as uncharacterized. Gene Ontology annotation, cellular component: plasma membrane. Gene Ontology annotation, molecular function: olfactory receptor activity; odorant binding. The coding region runs from base 33 to 1037 and encodes 334 amino acids. The record is from RefSeq and is a predicted model, not a curated record. Gene Ontology annotation, biological process: detection of chemical stimulus involved in sensory perception of smell; sensory perception of smell. The transcript is spliced from 9 exons. Lineage: Eukaryota; Metazoa; Arthropoda; Insecta; Hymenoptera; Formicidae.